Messenger RNA from Pyricularia grisea, 2739 nucleotides. RefSeq lists its product as uncharacterized. Gene Ontology annotation, cellular component: post-mRNA release spliceosomal complex. Bases 1 to 2739 code for a protein of 912 amino acids. NCBI's taxonomy places the organism in Eukaryota, Fungi, Ascomycota, Sordariomycetes, Magnaporthales, Pyriculariaceae. The record is from RefSeq and is a predicted model, not a curated record. The transcript has 2 exons. Gene Ontology annotation, biological process: mRNA splicing, via spliceosome.
AUGGACGGGCUGGACGACUUUGAGAAACAAUUGGCCGCAGACAAGGCCGAAAGAGAACGCGAACAAGAAAGAGCCGAACGCAAGGAGAAACGCCGACAUCACCAUCGACGCGACAGGUCCUCAGAUCGUACUGGCGACCGUGAAAAGCACCGCGAUCACGAUCGCGACUCGGACAGGCAUCGACACAAGCACAGGAGGCACGAUUCUCGUGAACGUGACCGGGACCGCGACGAGCAUGGACACCGACACAAAAGAUCUCGGAAAGACGAGGAUGAAAAUGACCGCGACAAGGACAGCUCGAGGCGGAGGCAUAGGCACAGGCACGGCUCACCCAGCCGUCGACACGGGCGUGAACGGGAUGAUUCGGGUGAACCGAGCUAUAUCCAAUCUCAUGACCCCAAGGAGGACCUUCCACUGCCAGACGAAGAAACACCCUCCGCUGAAGCUGCAGCUCGACCUGUCAGGGACUCUUGGAUGACUGCACCGUCGGCCCUUGAUGUUGAUUAUGUGCACCGACCACAGAAAGACAAGGGUCCUGUCAAGAAGGAGCCCGAGCAACGCGUCAUCUCGGAGAGGGAGAUCAAUAGUGGUGUGCUAGCUGCCAUGAACAGCGGCAAGGCCUUUGAAGAUCUGGAAGUCCCGACGCAGACUGAAGUCAGCUACAAAUUUGGCGAUGAAGGCUCUCAGUGGCGCAUGACCAAAUUAAAAGGAGUCUAUGACACAGCCAAGAGGACAGGACGACCCGUGGACGAGAUUGGAGCAGAAACAUUUGGAAGCAUUCGUGAGUUUGACGAUGCUCGGGAGGAAAGAAUCGAGAUGGAUAGGCGCAGGACAUAUGGCAGUGGCUACAAGGUCAAAGAGGGACCUACCGGCGAGCUGUACAAAGAGCGAAAGAUUGACGACAGUCAUCCAAGCGAAAUCCAGGACGCUCCGGAGUCCCCACCAGAGCAGGGUGUAGUAGUAGACGACCCGCCCGCCGUCCGUGUCGACCAAACAACACUGAAUAGGAUGCGCGCGGCCAUGAUGAAGGCAAAACUCCGCCGAGCCCCUGAUGCCGACAAGCUCGAAGCUGAAUACAACGCAGCUAUGGCAUCGUUCACCUCGGGCGUGUCCAACGACCGCGCCGUCGUCCUGGACGCCUCUCACAGCCGCAUGUUAGCUGCAGGGGGCCACCGCGCUGAGACCAAGGCGCUCGACACCAAGCGCGGCCGCGAGCGCGGGACCUUGGUCGCCAACGACGACAUGACUAUCGACGACAUGGUCCGGGAGGAGAAGCGCACAAGGGGCCAGGCAGGUGGCGAUGGCAUGAAGAUGGCGGAGCGGAUCGCACGUGACGGCAAGUUCGACAAUGACCUCGAGUACAUGGAGGAGAACGCGGAGCGACUAGCCAAGCGCACACAUAAGUCGGACGCGGCGCUCAAGGCCCUGGCAGUCGGCGAGUUCCAACGCAUGAACAAGAUUCUGGACAGCUGUCCGCUCUGCCACCAUGAGGACCGCGAGCCGCCGCGUAACCUCCCCAUUGCCCCCGUCAUCUCGCUUGGUACUCGCGUCUACCUGACUGUGGCGCCGGGCCCCGAGCUAAAUAACGGUGCGGAAGGCGGUGCCGUCCUGGUGCCGCUCAGCCACCGCCAGAACCUGCUCGAGUGCGACGACGACGAGUGGGAGGAGAUGCGAAACUUUAUGAAGUCCCUCACGCGCCUGUAUCACGACCAGGGACGCGAAGUGCUCUUUUACGAGAACGCGGCGGCACCGCACCGCCGCGGACACGCGCACAUGGUGGCUGUGCCGAUCCCCUACGAACAGGGUGACACGGCGCCCGCCUUCUUCAAGGAGGCGAUGCUGACGGUGGGCGAGGAGUGGUCGCAGCACAAAAAGUACGUCGACACGGCCAAGAAGGCGCGCGAAGGGCUGGGGAAGCUAGCCUUUCGUCGGAGCAUCGCCAAGGAGGCGCCGUACUUUCACGUCUGGUUCAACCUGGACGGUGGGCUGGGCCACAUCGUGGAGGACGAGUCUAGCUGGCCCAGGGGAGAUCAGUUUGCGCGAGAGAUCAUCGGCGGCAUGCUGGAUUCGGACAUGGACCUCAUCAAGAAACAGCCGAGGUGGUCGAGGUCAGAUAGCCGGACGGACGACUUCAAGAAGCGUUGGAGGAAAUUUGACUGGACCAGGGUAUUAACUGAAGUCCAAGCUCAUAAAAACACGAAGCCCGGCCUCUCACUUGGACUCCUUGGCCACCUCAGCCUGCGGGGUAGCAAAGGUCGGUGGGCCCUUUGCGUACCUCUGGACGUAGCUCUUUGCGUUCUUUUCAAACUCUUGCCUGUUGGACUUGUACUCCUCGGCAAUCCUAGCCUCGAGGGGGUCGUCCGGAUUGGGCUCGACGAGCAGGCUCCUGACGGCCUCGAGGACGCCGAGCAGCUUGCUGGCAGGCUUCCAAUUCUCGGGCUUGAGGGCCGAGAUGCAAAUGUUGCCGGCCGAGUCGUUGGUCACGUUUGGGUGGUAGAUGCGCGUGGCGAACGUGAUUAUGGGCGCCUUGAACGGGUAGUCGGUCGGCAGCUUCACCACCAGCCCGUACUGCCCGCCCGCAUAGGCCGUGUCGGCAGGGCCGGCCAACGUCACGUGCCAUGUGAAGAUGUUGGCGUCCGACGGGAGGCUGACGGUCAUGCCAGAUGGCGGGUUGGCCAUGCAGUCUGCAAGUUCCUGGUUGGGUAUAAGGUGUGGUUAGUGGGGGUUGGGAAUAUUUAA